AUGUCCAACGAGUUUCGCUCAAGCGAGUGUAUCGAACCGGCUGAGAGAGGUCCGCGUGAGGCCGGUCCUCCAUUCAGCGAUGAAGACGCCGAUCUUAUCCUCCGCUCCUGCGACGGCGUCGACUUCAGGGUGCACAAACUGUUCCUGAUUAAGGCUUUCCACACUUUCGACGAUAUGCUGCGUGGUACCGAUGAAGCACAUAGCCUGCAUGCGCCAGACCAGGAGUUCAAAGACGGGUUGGCCGUCGUGACCAUGACAGAGUCUCAUCGCAUCCUAGACCGUCUCCUCCGCCUGCUAUACGUCGUGGGAAAGCCCGACCUCGAUAGCUUGAGUGACCUGCGCGCGGUUUGCAUCGCGCUCGACAAGUACUGCGUGCGCAGCUUUCCGGCGCUUGUUGCAGACGCACUUUCCCGCGCGACGCAAGAGCACCCUGAGAUCGUAUUCGCCAUCGCCUGCCGCUGUUGUCUGGCGGACAUCGCACAUAGGGCCGCGACCGUCACAUUACGUCUGCCGCGGCAGCUCAUCCCAGUGCCAUACGAGGACGUAGAGUUUGUCCGCGUUGGACACUAUCACGCGCUUGUGAUCUAUCAGGCCGAAUGCCUAGCAGCUGCGCGUACGGCGACGGCUACCAUCAUAUCCGGCAUUGGAAAAAACAGCAUCCCUGGAGCGUCGAAUGUCGGUACUGCUCCACCGCGCUCAUGCCGCUGUCGCCGCCUACAGCGCCCUAUGCGUCAAAGUGCUGUCAUGCUGCCUACCUGGCUCGUGGAUUACCUCGCCGAAGUGUCGAACCACCUGAAGGAGGAGAUCGCUGGGACAGUGGCCACAAAGCCGCGCUUGCACAUCUCGACGCUCGAGUCGGCCAGUAUCUGCGAUUACUGCACCAAUACGAAACAGAAGUUCGUGUCGUUCACUGAGGCGUUGUCGAGGCAUAUAGACUAUGAAGUGUCGAAGGUUCGAAUGCGUCUUGGUGGACUUGAUUGA
Molecule: messenger RNA, 981 nt
Organism: Peniophora sp. CBMAI 1063
Lineage: Eukaryota; Fungi; Basidiomycota; Agaricomycetes; Russulales; Peniophoraceae
Source: the annotation of a GenBank genome assembly